This is a messenger RNA of Paramacrobiotus metropolitanus, 2825 nucleotides long. Its product is annotated as homer protein homolog 2-like. Gene Ontology annotation, cellular component: cytoplasm; plasma membrane. The transcript has 8 exons. The coding region runs from base 1219 to 2430 and encodes 403 amino acids. NCBI's taxonomy places the organism in Eukaryota, Metazoa, Tardigrada, Eutardigrada, Parachela, Macrobiotidae. The record is from RefSeq and is a predicted model, not a curated record. Gene Ontology annotation, biological process: regulation of store-operated calcium entry; G protein-coupled glutamate receptor signaling pathway. Gene Ontology annotation, molecular function: G protein-coupled glutamate receptor binding.
CGACGCGAGAGAGUAGGGUGGGUGCGCAGUGCGCACACGUUGGCGACAGAUUACGGCAUACUUUCCGCCGCUGUAGUGUAAUUUAUCUAAAUAUCGGGGAUUAUUUUGGUCGUUUUGGAAAUACAUGCGGCUGUCGCGAGCGGAGUUGGGCUGCUGACUGUAUACAGGGGAAGACAGUUCGAUUGGGCAUGUAUAAUGUGAUAUAUCACUGCCGGCAAUUAGUUUGCCAACUGAUCGACCGGAAGUGCAACGGCGGAACAUAUGCCCAACGGCUCCCUGUUCCUGUGUGCUUGGGCUGUGCAGGGGCAGAAAAUUUCCCAUCUGCUUAGUGAUGCGCAUCCACUCUUGCUCGUUGUGCGGGAGGAAAUAGUGUGGCUUUGUUGAUAUAUUCCAGAGGAUGUUGUCUCGGAGAUUUUUUUUGUUUUGUUUGUACCAAGCGGCGUGAGUGUUUGUCGCGCUGCUGAAUGGGAGACUUUGUGAUUUUUAAGCGGAAUUUCCUUGCUGGAUUGGUGUGCCGAAACGUUUUCUGGGAUUUUUAGCAAAUUGUUGGAUCUGCUCGAUUUUUUAUAAUGUUUUUUUGAUCGACGUAUGCUUCUUCGGAGCACGUCCCUACUCUUCAGACGUGAAGUACAUUUUUCCAUGCUUUCUUAAUUUGGAUCACAGCUUUUCCCGGCAGGAGCACGUUCGUUUCGUGUGUUUUUAGUACUUUUUACUACAUAAUUGUAUGGAAAUCCGUGUACCGCUUUUGACCGCACGGAAUCGGGAAUUUUGAAUUUUUAAAACACUUUAAAAAUGACAGAUAUUAUUUUCGUCGUCAAAGAACGCAAGUUUGACGCGUUUGAUGAUAUUGCGGAAUUUUAAAAAAAAUAUUACCGCGUUUUUGAUCUAUUUUCGAACUUUCAUCUUCAGUGUUUUAAGCCUGAUAGUUUCAGCGAUUCAAUCAUGCUUCAUUCUUUAAUGACUGUCUGCCAUAGUACUACGAUUUUCUUGUUAAUAACACAAGGUGGUCGCCAAUGUUGACAAGGUUAGUUGAGGGAAGAGUUUGAUUUUGUGUGGGAUUCUGCGUUUCUUCCCGUCAAAUUUAUCAAAAGAUUAUCGCUGGACUAAAAUUUAUCAACGAAUUAUUUUGGAAGUGGUGAUAAAAAAGUUAUUUUAAAUAUUUAUUUUCCCUCCAUAUACCGGCCAGGUGGUCGGAAGGAUCUUCAGGAAUUAUUGUGAAUGACCCAAGCGGAGAGAAAGAAGGUGAAUUGGUUGGAGGAACGGCGCAGGGAACAGCCGCUGCUCAGUGUAAAGGCUCAUGUCUACCAUAUUGAUCCCAAAUCGAAGAAGAGCUGGAUCCCCGCCACCGGACAGGCCGUGCCGGUGUCCUUCUUCUUCGACUCAUCGAGGAAUCUUUACCGCAUCAUCAGUGUCGAAGGCACGAAGGCGGUAAUCAACUCCAUCGUCACACCGGCCAUGAGCGUGACCAAGACCUCGCAGAAGUUUCUGCAGUGGUCGGACAGUCGGGCCAACAUGGUGUACGGGCUGGGCUUCGCCAAGGAGGAGGAUCUCAGUCUGUUCCUGGAGAAGUUCAAGGAGGUGAAGAUGCUGAGCGUCGGGCAGAAGGGCGACGGCGGCCUGGAGUCGGGCCAGCAGAGCAACGGGCCCGGCUCCCUCAUGAGUGUCUCGCAGGUGGCCGUCAUGCCCCGCUCCGCCUCACCCCCCAGCAGUGCCUCCUCCAACAGCAGUCCCCGGCCGCCGCCUCUCAUGACCGGCAGUGUCUCCGCCACGCCCACCAUUCCCCCGACAGGCCAAAACCAGGGCACCCUCAACGAAUCGCAGUUGCGCGUGGAGAACGAGAAACUGCGCGAAGCCCUGGCCAAGAGCUCGGCCAACGCGGACAAGUGGAAGAUUCAGUUGAAAUCGCUGGAAGAUGAGAAGCAGAAGCUGCUGAAGGCGCUGGAGGAGAGUCAUGCCAAUUUGAGUCGAUGGGAAACGGAAGUCAGUGUGUAUCGAACUCGAGUGGCGGAGUUGGAGCAUCGAAAAGGCGGUAUAAAUGGGGAGGGCAGUGUGUCGGGCGAGGAAGGCGGAAGCGGAGUUAAAAUGGAGCUGGAGCGGCUGAAGGGCGUGGUCUUGGCCCUGGAGAAGCGGAACCAGGCGAAAGACGCGGAAAUCUCAAAUUUAACGGCGCGGUUGGACGAGCUAAGGGUCAAAGAGUCCAGCAUGAGCCAAGGCAGUCAUGAAAAGUUACAGACGAUGGAAUCGGACAACCGCGCCCUGAAACUGGCCAUCAGCGACAUGCAGGAGAAGCUCAGCCGGCAAGUGGCCCUCAACGAAAAUCUCCGCUCGGAACUGCGUCUGCUACGCACCCACGUCAGCCGGCAGCUGACCGACUGGAAGAAGAUGGACGAGAAGCUGAACGAAUUGAUCAGCAGCAAUCCCAGCAGUUAAUAUCAAAGAAUACUCCCGUUCUGACGAAUCUCUUGUUGUUUUGCUCCGUCCACGCUUUGGAAUUCGGGACGCUAAUCUGGAUCAAAGGGAUCUCUUCGCUCGGCGCCGGGCUGGUGGGGGCAACGGGACGGGGAGGCGGUUACGUAUUCGUUAAUAUUUUUGAUUUUAUUUUGGUGUCAUGUGGUCUUCCUCACUUGGCUUUUUAAGGGUUUACAAUUCUCAAUCGGAUGAAGGGGAGAGGAAAAAUGCAUGGUUCUCUUGGUGAUGAUGUACGUAAUCCUGAAUUUUGUCUUCGAUGACGCGCAGUGGCAAGUUGCUUUUUUUCCAGUAGUCUUUUGACUAUCUUGCAAGAACGUUGUCAUUAAAAUUUAGCAACGGAAAAUAACCAGAAAAAA